UUAUAUGGUAAAAGAAGCUCGUUUAACUUUUUUUGUAAUUCUGGUGACGUUGCAGCUCAAGACUGACUUCAGUUCAAAUUCUAGCUCUCUAUCGGGUACAGUAAUCAGGUGAUGAAAUGAAACUACGAAUAAAGGAGAAUUGUAAUGUUUCAAAAAAAAAAACCUGAUGGGCCUUCGAAUCAGCACAAAUGGGCCUUGGGAUUAAAACAAAAAUGGGCCUUGAGUUUUUGUUCAUUUGAUCAUUUUCGUUCGCCGGCGGCGGAUGGAGUGUGCUGCGCGUGGCUUCGCGACGCGGUGCGUUGGCCGACCGACGAGGAGGUGUGGCAAUUGUGGCGCCGUGGCGUAUUGCUCCGUCUCUCACCAGAGUUCGCAUUGGAGGUAUCACAAGGAAGAGUGCGAGAGACUAGAAGAGCAAAUGCGUCGUGUUGAUCUUUUAAACGAGUUUCCAUUUACAUUCACAGAAGAAGCUACAGUCCAGAUUAGUCAGAAGGAAGAGAGCAGGUGCUCCUUCCUCACCAAAAGGGGAUUACAUCAUGCUGGAAUGUGGAUGUUUGAGUGCAAAUGUGGCUCCUCCUCUGUUACUUUCUCGGCUUAUGAUAGGUUUAGAAAUGAAGGUUGGCAUCUGCCAAGCUCUUCUUGUCCAUGCCGUGGCCCUUUGUCUCCAGUAACAAGCCAGCUAUGUAGUUGGAAGGAUUAUUACGAGUGGAGACAGAUACCUCUUGAUUCUCCUGUUGCUCUUCUUCUCCACUGGCCACUUACAAUAUAUCAUGCAGUCCAAGCCAUUGGGAUUGAAAACUUGACUCCCCGGAUAAGUGAUGAACUUCGUAUACAUUAUCUUGGCCCUCAGAAAGAGCUUGGCCAACUUGGAGUCUUUGCUGAGCUGCGAGCGCUCUUCCCUGGUCUGCGCAUUCGUUUACAACUGGUUGGACCUGAUGUUCCACAACAUAUGGAUGGAGAGAUAAUCUCCCUCUGCGGCUAUGCCCCUUGCAUGGAAGAAGAAGAAUGUGGUUGUCAAUGUUCAAGUCAAAUUCUCAAACACAAUAACAAAUCGUCUGAGUCUUCAGCUGUGUCGUUACAGCUUUAUCGAGGGUUUUAUCAUGAUCGUUACAGUGACAUAGCAAAGGAUUCACCUCCUCCUCACAUAGUGAUUGCUCCAAACGCAGGCAUCGCAGCAUAUCCGAGCUGGUUGCCAACUAUUGAACUAAUAAAAGAGAUGAAAGUCCCAGCUGUGUUUUCUGAUUACUGUGAAGAAGCUUGUCAUCUUGCGGCUUGUUGCAUUAGAACCAUCACAGGGCAACCUCUCUCGUUACCUAUUGGGUUAAACCCAUUCAGACAGCCAAUGAUGGUAGAAGAGAGUUCUCUGUUUAUCCCUUGCUACUCAAACUGCUUCAUCUUCGCAAUCUAAACUCUCCAAAAAAGCAAUGGAUCGUCUCAUCGUCACUAGUUUAGGCGUUGUGGUCUACAUUUUGGGAGGAAAUGAUUGUUAUCUGUACAAUGAUUACGCUUUGUUUGGUAGUUGUGGUUAUUUAUGUGGAUAAGGAACAGCAGCAUCUGUAUACCAUCAUUGUAGUCAUUUAAUUCUUAGGUGAACAUUUAUCUUCUCCCCAUCAUGUAAUGUUUCUACUAAUUUUUUUUUUGCAAUCAUUAUGUUUUAGUAGA
Molecule: messenger RNA, 1659 nt
Organism: Brassica napus (rape)
Lineage: Eukaryota; Viridiplantae; Streptophyta; Magnoliopsida; Brassicales; Brassicaceae
Product: zinc finger MYND domain-containing protein 15
Exons: 10
Coding region: 263-1405 (380 amino acids)
Source: RefSeq, a predicted model, not a curated record